AAGACCUUCGAAUUCAGUUCGAGUUUCAGACAACUCUUUUGCUCCAUCAACUUUCUGUUGGAUCUUCAAUCUCCUUCUGUCUUCUUUGAAAGGUGUCGUGUCUCGAUGUCGAGAAUUCAUCCGGCUGAGAAUAAAUGCGAGGGUGCAGCGAGAAACGGCAGCUGCCGACGCCCUGAUCAAUGUCCGGCCAAGUUCACGGUGUGGAAGAGAUCGAGCAUGAGUUUCCAAGGGACCGACGGGUUCACUGUCUUCGACGAGCAUGGGAGACUUGUUUUUCGCAUGGAGAACUACUCGAGGAAAGGGUGUUGCUCCGCCAGGGGCGGGCUCGUCCUCAUGGAUGGAGCCGGAAAUGCUUUGAUGAGCUUGAGACCCCAGAUUCUGAGCAUGCAAUGCCAGUGGAAUGCAUACACAGGAGAAGAUAAGUGUAAAGAGGGUCAAAACUUCAAGCUCUUUUCCAUGAGACGAGUGUCAUCCUUCCUCCAACGAAAAAAGGAUACAGCGGAAGUCUUCAUAGGGGGCUCCAAGAAACCGGCAUUCACGGUUGAAGGGUCAUUCAGGAGUCGAAACUGUAUAAUCAGGCGCUCCGGAGGUGAAGAAUUCGUGGCCAAGAUCACUAGGAAGAGAGCGAGCCCUACGGUUUUGCUUGGAACCGACGUGUUCAACUUGGUGGUGCAACAUGGCAGCGAUAGUGACCUGGUCAUGGCCUUUGUAGUCAUAAUGGAUCGCAUCUGCUCUAAGUCCAUCCUUUCGGUUUUGUGUUCUUAACUAGAAUUGAAACCCAAGUUAGAAUUCGAUGAGAUAUAUAUACAUGUAGAACCACAUAGCUGAUGAAAAUAUUUUACAGUAAAAAUCUGCGGAAAAGUCUCAGCAUUCCUCUUUCCUUUGGAGAAAGGCCAAGAGGAACUGCUGAGUGUACUUUGCGGGGUUAGAUACAGAAUUGGGUUCUUGAGUCUUGAUAUGAAAAUAGAUAGACAUGGAUAUAAACUCUGUACAGAUGCGUUUUAUGAUUAUAUGCUCAUCUACGAACGCACUAUGAUUGCGAUUCAA
This is a messenger RNA of Syzygium oleosum, 1047 nucleotides long. RefSeq names its product protein LURP-one-related 5-like. The coding region runs from base 106 to 765 and encodes 219 amino acids. The transcript is spliced from 2 exons. NCBI's taxonomy places the organism in Eukaryota, Viridiplantae, Streptophyta, Magnoliopsida, Myrtales, Myrtaceae. The record is from RefSeq and is a predicted model, not a curated record.